This is a messenger RNA of Paramecium pentaurelia, 1689 nucleotides long. The record is from the annotation of a GenBank genome assembly. Lineage: Eukaryota; Ciliophora; Oligohymenophorea; Peniculida; Parameciidae.
AUGAAAUCAUAAUAUGAUUACUCUAAUGUUUUAUUCGAAUGCAUAUUGGUUCGCAAACAUUUCAUUUGUGAUGUGAAGUAUUAUUGCUAUGUUCUAAAUGACUACAUGUUAAUGAGUAGAGUAAGUUAUGUUGAUUAUGUAAGAAAACAAAGGAUCUCGCUCCAAAAUAUGUUUUACCAUUAUAGUUGACAAAUCAAGUAGGAUGGAUUGUGGAAAGGAAAGAUAAGAAAAUUCAAUUUAAGGCUUUCACGAUCAAGUACAUGGAGAAAUAUAAAGACUUUGUGGGAAGUAGCAAUGACUUGUAGAAGUAAUGGAAAUAAAAUUAAGUAGACUGAAGGAACAUCUUAGAAAUAAAGUGACAUUCUACAAGAUUGCUGAUUUCUAUGAAGCACAGUACAAUUUAGGAAAGGGGAGUUCAGCAAAGGUUAUCUAAAUAAAAGAGUUAGGAAAUGAAUAAUCAAAAUUGGCAGCAAAAGCGAUAGAUAAAAGUUAUCUAUAGAAAAGUGAAUCAGGGAUGCAGGCAUUUUUAAAUGAGGUCAACAUCCUAAGUCACUUAAGUAAAUAAAAUGAUUGCACUUCCUUCAUCAAAUUAUAUGAGACAUAUGAAGGGGAUCAUACAUUUUAUCUCAUUUUAGAUUUAAUGUAGGGACGAACCUUAGCAGAUGAAUUGGAUAUCUUAAAAGUAAAAGAAAUUAUAAACUAUUAGCAAAGAAAGGAGAUGUUUCCAAUGAAAUUGGUUAAAGUUAUUAUGAAACAAUUGCUAUAAGGCGUUAAGAUACUUCAUGAUAAUAAUAUCAUUCAUAGAGAUUUGAAGCCAGAUAAUAUUAUGUUUCGAGAAUUAGAUUCAUAUGAAACUCUAACCAUUGUGGAUUUUGGAUUAUCAACCUUUAUUGAUGUUCCUAAGUAUUAAUUUCCAAAAUGUGGUACUCCUGGAUAUGUCGCACCUGAAAUUUUGAAUUUAGUUGAUAGACAAUAAAAAUAUGAUAAAGUGUGUGAUAUCUUUAGUUGUGGUUGUAUAUUUUAUAAGUUACUCUUUGGCCAUAGUUUGUUUAUGGGUAAUACUUUCAAUGAAGUAUUGGGACAAAAUAAAAAGUGUAAUUAUACACUUGAUGGAUCUGAAAUGAAUUCAAUUCCUUAUGAGGCCUAAGAAUUACUCAAACGGAUGCUUGCAAAGAAUCCUUCUGAAAGAAUCACAGCUUAAUAAGCUUUAGAAUCCGAUUUCUUUAACAAACCUUCAUCUCCCUUAUAAUCAAAGAGUAUAUUUAUGUAUUUAAUUAGAGCUCAAAACAUUUAAUGUAUCCAAUAUUAGUAGUAGGAAUAUAUUCCAACCUACAAUAGAGGGAUUAUUAUCAGAAGCUGAAUCUCCAUUUUAGAGAAUAAGUUAGAAAUGUAAAAAUUAAUUCGAUUUUGAUGUUGACAUUUAAGAAAAUAAAUGUUCUUCUAUUUAAAUUAGAUAAUUACCAUCUGUUAAAAAACCUACUUGUGUUAGAUUGGAGGAUUCAACUAUUGGUAGUUUUUAUGCUAAAGAUCCGUUAAGUAGUUUUAAGAAACUCAAAGGAAGUAUAUUGUUUAUGUUUAUUAUAAGCAUCUCAAAAAUAAUUAAAUGAGACAAAAGAAAUAAAGGUUAAUCAAUUCGAUAUUGAUUAAAUGCAAAGAAUCUCAUUAUUUAACAGAAAAGAAGAUUAUUGA